AUGAAAAACAUCAACAGAAACAAAAGUCAGAUCAACAGUGAGUUCUUCUCUGGGAUAGAAAAGUGCAAGGUCUUGUUGAAAAGAACUCUUACUCCUAAGAGCUUCAACGACGGAGAACUUGUGACUGGUGAAGGUAAAGGCUACUAGUGCAUCUUCGUUUGGCUUUCAUCUCCCGUGAGAGAGCAACUCGUAACUUCUCUCAGAUUUCUAUGUAUUUUUCAGACGAAAAUUACUAGUUUUGAAGACAAAUUUCGAGGGAUUAGCUUAAUCUCUAGAAUCUUAAGUCGCCGCCUACUUCUUGAAUUAUGGGAGCCACAAUCUUAUGCCAUGUUUUUCAAUUUUAGAUUAUUUUUUACACCGUUUGUCUACUGUAUACUUUUCUUAUUAAGUAUAUCCUUAAACUUAAAGACAAUUUUCAUCCCCCAAUGACCCACUCUGUUUCCAGGUUUGACCGCCUUGGUUGAGCUUUACGUGCAGGCCAUCAACACUCCGGGAGUGAUUCCUAAUGUCCAUUCAGCUUGGGACACAUUUGUAACAGAUAAAUGUUCUGAAGCAACGCACGAAGCCAUGAAUGUCUACAGCGCUGUUGUGGUUUCAAAACUGUCCAAUCAGCUGCCAUGUGACUCCGAAGACAUUCGUAAAUGUCAUGAAACGGCAUUUGACCAAGCAAUUGGUGAGUUUCAAGCUGAAACAAUCGGAAUAUCCUCCAUUACAACCGAGAGGUACCUAAACUAACUGGCGGUAAGGAGUUUUUACAGAUUGCUUAAGCAUUCCUCAUUCAGUACUUUGGAAUAAAAUGAUGCCGACGAACUUUUGCAAACUUCGUCCAUUGUUUUCCCAACAUUUUUGUGGGGAUGAAUAAAAUUUUCGAUAUGUGACAGAAUUCUAACAGGACAAAAUCUUUAUGAUUUAACUCAAGGUUUCGGAUCUUGGUGAAAUAUCUAAAAGCAGCAGAGUACCUGGUCCGAAAUCGAGUGCGGUGAAAAGAAUAGGUUGUGCAGAAGCAUUUCCAAAGCAAUGAAAUAUCCUUAGUUCUUUUUCCACGAGGCUCAAAACUUUCCUCAAGCUUUGCUAACGCUUCGCGUUACACAUUUUCUGAUGACUGUUUUUUGUGCACGUUUCCGCGCCAGGUGGAGGCUACUGCUUGUUCAUUUCAUGGCAGCAUCGACCUAACUCCAAUCAAUAAGUGAUAAAUAUUUAGUAACUGUCUGGUUAUACAACCAUGAAUGCCACAAAAUAAUAGUUACAGUGCUUCCCAGCAUUCAUUGUUGGACUUACUGGGGAGAAAUGUUCUUAAAUUUCAAUUUUUUUUUUGUACAAGUUACUUACAGAAACAACCAAUAAAUGUCCAGUUGCUGUAUGGGAACUAACAACAGCACGGAAAGAUGAACACUGGUAUUCACUGUGAAUAUAAAAGGUCUAUUUCUUUUUUUAUUAUUUCUCAGUCGUUUGCAGACCGAGAGUAUGUCACGUGGCAGACUGAGAAUGAUCAGUUUACGCGAGAGGCUUGUGACGCUCUCCUGAAGCAACUCAAAAAACAACACUUGGACCCAAUCCUCGACCAGCUCCAUGGUAAGGAAGGCGCCAAAGUCAUGUUCGAUGACAUUGUAGCAGGUUACAAAAAGAUUGAGCAGGACUACAAAGCUCGUGCCACCGGAGCUAAACAAGUUUGUGCUGCUGUGUUCUCCGAGUUUCAUCCGGUAAAUAGAGUUUUACUUGGAAUUAAAAAUUCAGACCAAAAAUGAGACAAAUUAAUGAGUUAAAAGGUUUCUAAUCUGUGCCUUCCUUUUUUUUCCAUGACAUUAAUAGUUUCACGGACAAAAAGAAAAUACCAACCGAAUUCAGUUCCUUUAAUACAAGUACAUUGCGAUUCUUGGUCUUAGAAACUAUUAUGUAGUUACAAGAUGAUAUAACUUCAUAAUCUCUUGGUAGUUACCACAAAGAAAACCAACAGACAAAGCAACGAUGUAAGCGAAAGUUCUACUUUUAUCACAGGAACUUAUGACAGAAAUGCAACAAUACUUGGGCGUGCUGAAACAAUCAAAGGACUUUGACGAGAAUCGAGAAAUUGCCGCCAAAGCCUAUCAAGAGCAAGAGAAGAUAAAACUUGAGGUACUGAUGAUACAAUUUUAAUCGACUCAUUUAUCAUAUUACUUUUUAACGGGAAAAAAUUGAGAAUUAUAAAUGCCGGGAAUGGAGAAUAGGAAAUGAAGAAUGAGGAAAAAGGAAUUGGGAAGAAUUAGGAAUGGAAAAUGAAAUGGGAAUUUUUUUGUUUACGUUCUGCGGCUAAAUAAAAGGAACGGAAAAUAACAUCCUUUCUUCAACAAACUUAAUCAACUGAUUAUUAGUAGAACAAAAGCUGAUUGAAGUUCAUGCUUUCUUUCUCUGUUCUUUGUCAAAAACAUUGCUGGAUUAAUUUAGUUUCCAUGGUGAGGAUAUAGAAUUUCAUCAUCUGCUAGACAAAGCCUGUACUGAUGUGACUUUUCGUCCUUAUUUAAGAAGGAAUACGAACUUUUACAACAAGAAAAUCUUCAGCGCCAUAAGGAAGUAAGACAUUUUGAGUCAAUGUCAGUAUCUGAGAAACUGCACACCUGCCCCUCCCCUAACUCAACAACAAUCAUAUAAUAGCAAGUUAGGGUUAAUGUUGGGUCAGGGGAGGGGUAGGUGUGCAGUUGAUCAGAUUCUGAUAUUGAUUCGACAUUUUCACAAUCACUAUAGAAUUCACUCCACGCUUCAAAAAUCGUCAAAUCUAUCAUUUGACGAUUUCCAUUUGUCCAGAUCACAAAAAGAGAAUAAAAGAACAAAGAGGACCGUUGACUGCUUUUUGUGAGUUUUGCCUUCUCAGACGGAAGCGCUAAACAUGCACAUCUUUGAUUCCAGAAAGCACAGACGCACGAAUUUUAUGGCGAUAAAAUAUGGUGAAAUCCAAUUAAAGACGUAGAAAAGUAAGCUUUUUUAAAAAGCGUGAGUACACUCAUUCCUGGGAACUAGGUUUUUUGAGUAACAUCCGAUUUGGUACCAGAGCAGGUGAAAUAAAAACAAACAAAAGGCUGACAUCUUGUCUGAACGAGUCCUCGUGCCAGGGCCGCCCUCUCUGCCUGCUUAUUUUCUCUUGGUUCCAUUCCAAUGUAAUUUUAUGAUGUGUCAACUUAGAUUGAUUAUUCCUUAAUUUUUUUGUUAUAAGAAUAUUACCUCAUAAUAACUUUACCUUCAAAUGUCUCAAAAUAUAUCUUUAGAAUGAAUAACGCUAGCAAGAAUUUAUCCCAUUAAGUGUUUUCUGUGAAAGAUUUUAAAUUUCAUCAGAAAUUCAUUCUGAGUGACUGAGAAAUUUGAUGAUUUUAGCACAGAGGUGAACAAGAGUAGAUGCCAUAGUAUUUUUCAUCAUGACUCUCCUAGAGCUGUCUGACCUGAACUUUUUCCUGUCUGGUAAUUAGAUGGAAAUGCUGCAGCAUAUCAAACUCUUUCCCCAGCGCGACGAACAUUUGUUUUUCUCGGUUCCAGGUGUACGCGUCCACUAACCCUACUUAAUACGCAUGCUCUCCGUUGCGAAUUUUAAAAAUGGCGGACAGGUCAAAGAGGGAAAUAAAAAAAGCAAAGCGAUUUUGCAAUAAAUACUUAACAUAUACCCCCGUUAGAAAGGCGAAUCCACGACAGAAAGAUACAAAACUGUAUGAUAUUGAGAUCAGGGAGGUUGACAAAAUCAACAAGAGAGGUUGAAAAUUCAUUACGUAGGCUAUAGCACAUGCUUCGAUGAAUGGACACCCUUCAGGGCCGAUCGAGGAUCUGGAUAUUUUUCCGUUUGUUCGCAGCGAAAAGCUGUUCAUUCCCUCGGAAAACUCUCUAGAGGAUAGAAAAGAAUCGUUCCAUGGCCAACUUGCUCGUGAAAUAAAGAAAAAGCUUUGAUCUGGACGGCGAGAGGACCCUGAUAUAAACAUAGACCUUAAUGUUGACCAAGAUAUUUUCAUGGAAGGUCUUGGGAGUGUUUUGCCCGGCGUUCUUCAAAGAGGGAAGAUGGUUUACCAGUUGGAGUCAAAUAUAGUGCUUGAUUCAUAUCUGGGGCUGAAGUGGGAUGAAAGAAUUUUAAAUGUAGCUGAAGAUUUUGCCUAUGUAAUUCCAGGAACUAUUAAGUAUUGGCUGGGACAAAGAAGUUUAAUCAUUGAAUACAAGGUCAUCGUUGUAGGUGUUCUUAACCCUUUCAUAACCUGCUGCCUCCAGGAACUGAAUCCUGUUUUUCUUCAGAAACAGUUGUUUGAGGGCAUCAACCCCUUUGUGAUUUGUGGAUCUGAAGAAAUCUUUAGAAGCUCUACUAUUGUAUUUUUCCAAGCCUUGCUGUGUGUAAUAUACUAUGUUCUGAUAAAGUGACAGGAACUCAGGAACAUGAUAACAUAGUGCAUGCAUGUAGGGAGUGACAUCUUUUGCUUGGUAAACUUUGAGAAAGUGCUCAAACCAUGAUUUGAUAUUUCUUUGCAGUUCAAGAAUACCCUCUUCAGAUGUAAAAUCUAGCUUCAAAUCACCAAUUAUGUCCAUAAAUUUAACCCAGAUCACUUGUAUGUAUUUGUUUUGACUGCAAUGAGGGACAAGCAUAGGUCAGAAUGUUUAUAUUCUGAAAGAGUUUCAACUUUUCUGGUUCAGUAAGAUCUCUAUAUUCCAGCUUUUUGCUCUCUUUGUUGAUUCUAAAAUUAAAAGUGAUUCCCAUACUUUUGAUAAAUUCUUCAUAACAUGCCAUGUGUUUAUAUUUAUCCCUUGGGAAUCCAUCAGAGGUUUUUUUUUUCUCAAUAGCAUCACUUCUUCUCAGCUCUUAUAUGAACAAGUUAAUCAAAACAUCUGAAAUCCUCAGAAAAAAAUGUAAUGUAUCCAUGACGACAUGGUCCAUAGAUAUAAAAUCAAAUAAUGGUUGUGCCUUACAGUUUAAUUUCUUUCCAGUGGAAAACCUUGCUAUUUUGGUGACAGUUCUAGCACCAAAUUUGGGGUCAUUAAUUGACCAUGUUUUGCUUGUGUCCCACUGUUGCUCCCUGGGACACUUGCACCACACACAAGCAUAAUCCUCAAUUUCAAAUCUCCACCUAAAAAGUAUUCAAUUUUAUAGGUGCAAUUAUUUGCACUUAUCUCCUUUAAGUUUGACAUUUCCAUUCAAAGGUCUGUUAGGCUGUCUCUCAGAUUAUCAUAUGUCUCUGUAGUUUUUAUAACAGCAAGUAUAUAAUUUCCCUUCACACCCAUUGCCACAUCCUUUUCAAGGAGAAUAGUAAAAGUGAAGUUGACAACUGUAAGCCCCUUCCCAAUAUUUGUGCCAUCACCACUAAGCUUGAUCUUAAUAGUUUCUCCAUCAUUGAUUUCUCCAUUCUUCUGAAGCCUAACAAUGUGCUCUUGCAAGCUUUCUGCAAAUCCUAACUGAACACCUUCAGCAUCUCCUGGUGUUGGUUUCAAGUUCCAUUCACUGUUUAGCUCAUUAAUUUGCUUCUUGAUGGAAUAUAUAUUGGGGAGAUCAAUAGCCUUAAUGGCAAUUUCAUGCCAGGCCUCAUUUGAAAUAAUGAAUUUAUCUUUGAGGUAGAGCCACAUAUUUAUGUUAUCAAUGUCAUCAUUAUUAAGGGCCUCUGGGUCAGACUCUGUAAAUGGCAGCUCUCCCUCUCCAACAAGAUUAAAAGUUUCAUAUUGAUUAGUCUCAGUGUUGAGGACUUCAAUUUUGGUUGCAACAAAAUUGUACAGCCCAAGAAAGGAGAGUGUAGUUUGGCACUCCUCCUUCAGUUGGUUUUUAAUUCUCUUUUGAUGGUGCUUAGAAUAGUCAUUAAACUUCUUCUUAGCUGGGCCUCUACCUUUUUUCCCAUUUGUAAUCACUUUUUUGGCCAACUAAAUAAAUUUUUUAUUGUAGAAGGCCCCUUUCUUCUCAGCUUUCUCGAGAGCUUCUCAGGCUUUUUUUAUCCACUCGCAAUCGCUUUGCCUUCUCCUGUACCAACGAUUCUUCUAAUUUUAUUUUUUCUCCCCUCAACUGGCUGUUCUCAUCUUUAAGCUGAUGUACAUCAACCUCGUUGUAAUACACCUUAAAUCGAUACCGAGGGCCCGCUUCCAAAUUGCUAAGAAGUGCAUUUAAUUGCCACGAUUACUAGCUUUCUUGACAGCUUUCUGAAAACAGAAUAGUUUCUUUCUGAAGACUUCUGAUAUAUGGCUAUUGAUUAUUAUACCUCGUAUACCUGAUUGCUCAAACAUUUUGUUUACAAUUAUUGAAAGGACCGACUCGUGGUUUUCUCUGAAAACUUCUUUGCUUUGAAAUAGUAUAGAUUAGUAACCUGAAACGAAAAAUUAAUUAGGGAAGUUUACGAAAAAUCCAGCGAACAAGCUUAAAAAGGGCAUUUAUUUAGACUUCAUACUGCGAUGAACUUCACAAAUCUUACUUGUUUAUCUCGUAAGUAAACAAUGGCAGAUUAAUUCCCGAAGUGCUUUCUGAGUUUCCCAAUCCCUCUCCUUACUGCUUUCACGCUCACAAAACAGGAAAAAAUCAAAAGGAGGAAGAUACAGCUGUUUUGAAACGCCAUUUGACGAGGGUAAAUCUGCUUUUUGUUCGACACAUUACAUAUCAAAACAAAGGAAAUUUGUUCCUCUUUUUGAUUCUGGCGGUACAUUUUUAAAUUGCGCUUGCGUAAAAGGGAUAUCGCCCGAGACGCUUCGCUCGGUUGUGUUUUGAACAAAAACGCCUUGUUAAUUUCACGCAACCGCUCGGAGAAAAGGUUAAAACGACGAGGGAAAAACUUUACCUUCAAGUUAGAAAAUUAGCGAAAUAGGAAGCCACAAUAUUAUAGUUUAAUAUUUCAGAGGUACAUUGAGUGCUUUUUCCGUAGAGAAUCCGCACGAUGGUAAAAUGUUCGAAAAUUACACUCGAUUUGAGUGGGGCGUUGAAGUGGGCGUGGUCACUAUAUUCAUGUUAAGACUAUUUGUACCCCGUGAGUUUGAUAUGCAAAACAGGAGGAAGAAAAAAAGAGACUCCGUGAACAGAUGGAAGCUGAAACAGCGGUCCAACGACAACAAAUGGAGAACAUGGUAAAGGCGAGAAUGAUGGAGGUUGAAAAACACAGACGAAAUUUCAUGCAAGAAAACCAGGUACUCAGCCAACGACUUGCACAAAUGCAAAAAUCAAAUGAAGGCAUGGAGAAGACAAAGGAGAGCUUGAGACAACAGCUGCUACUCAAUCAGAGCCGACAACGGCAAGUUCAAAAGCCG
Molecule: messenger RNA, 7209 nt
Organism: Pocillopora meandrina
Lineage: Eukaryota; Metazoa; Cnidaria; Anthozoa; Scleractinia; Pocilloporidae
Source: the annotation of a GenBank genome assembly